Molecule: messenger RNA, 768 nt
Organism: Pogona vitticeps (central bearded dragon)
Lineage: Eukaryota; Metazoa; Chordata; Lepidosauria; Squamata; Agamidae
Source: RefSeq, a predicted model, not a curated record
GAUAAAAGGAAGGGCCUUCAGGUGUUUGUGGUUUGGGUUUCUGAGAGUAGGUCAGGCGCUCUCUUUCUGGUUUGCUUCGGAUUGUGCUCUUCAGGAACCCUCGCUUUCAUGGGGGCUGUGCUGAAUCGCCUGCAGCUCCGGGCAGAGAGAGAUGGCUCUCGGAGCAACUCUCCAGCCUCCACGCCCAGCAGCGAUGCCCUGACACCCCUCCAGUUCUCCCCAGCAGUGACGCCCGACUUCCAGGCGGAAACCUCGGUGGAUCCCACCCUGUGCAGCAAAAACAUGCUGGCCUUCCGACCCACCAAGAAGGAAGACCGGCCUCAGCCGGAAGGGGCCAGCUGCGACAUGGCAGUCAGCAAUGCCACGGCGUGCCUGGUGGCCCUGAGUGAAUGUGGGCAGGUCAGGGUGGAAGAAGAAGAGGCCCCCCAGCCCAGCAAAGCGGCCUCCAAAGGUCCAGGGGAACCUCCCGGGGAGGACAUGCUGGAAACCCGGAUCGUCAUGGGGGAGGAGACCCAGUGCCUGAGCGAAGAGGAAGAGGAGGCCGAAGAGGCUGGGCAGCAGGCCAAGGCUGACGUCUUGACCAUCGGCUUGGGGGCGGAGGAGGAGGAGGAGGAGGAAGGCACCACUGGUCAGGUCCUAUGGGGAGCAGAGGAGCUCCUGGUUGAGCCUUCCCCUCCGGCCGCAAGAGACCCAAGCAUCAUCCUCUCCCUGCCUGACCUCCAGAAGCACAAAGAGCCUGAGGCCCUGGUGGCCCCGGCCCCGGGCUGA